AUGAUCAUGAUAUUCAGACUUAUAUUCUUAUUAACAAUGAUUUGUGGAUUGGUACAAAGUCUCGGAUUUUACUUAGAUCCAAUAAAACAAAGAGAAAUUAAAAACCCAAAAGAUCUUGAAAAGGCAUAUACAUGUUUUAGAUAUGAAUUAGAAAAUGAAAUCACUAUAAUUGAAAUCCUGAAUGGUGGUGAAAUAACAAAUCAAAAAUUAAAUUUAUUAGUUAAAGAUCAAAAUGGUAAUAUCUUGAGAAAGAAAGAUGUGAAUCUGAAUACCAAAAUGGUUCUUAAGCCUGAUUCCAAUAGUAUAGUGGAUAUCUGUUCUAUCAAUAUAGUUAGUGAUGCAUCAUGGUCAAAUAAAGGUAUUGCAAGAGAAAUGAGUUUAACUGUUGAUGUAUUAAAUUCAAAUCCAAAGAUAAAUUUCAAAGAAAAGAAAGAUUUAGAUCAGAAAUUAUCAAAUAUAAAUCAAAUCAUGGUAGAAGAUGUUGAAAGAUCUUUAAUUAAGUUUGAAAAAGAUAUGAAACAUUUGAUUAAAAGAGAACAUCAAUUAAGAGAUUUAAAUGAAUUAAUUUUUGCGAAAACUUUAUACGUGGUGUUGGCUGGAACAAUCAUUUUCGCAAUUUCACAAUUGGUAAUUUUUUUAAAUUUACGCAGAUUUGCAAAUUUAUUUUGGUGA
Hansenula ciferrii is the source of this 672-nucleotide messenger RNA. RefSeq names its product Rrt6p (gene RRT6). The transcript is spliced from 2 exons. The record is from RefSeq and is a predicted model, not a curated record. Lineage: Eukaryota; Fungi; Ascomycota; Saccharomycetes; Phaffomycetales; Wickerhamomycetaceae. Bases 1 to 672 code for a protein of 223 amino acids.